GCCGCCGCCCGCCCGCCGAGCCCGGCGCGCAGCCGGGAGCCGCGCGGGGCCAUGACGGUGGAGCAGAACGUGCUGCAGCCCGGCGGCGCCGCCAAGCACCAGCAAACGUUUUUGAAUCAGCUGAGGGAGAUUACUGGUAUCAAUGACAUCCAGGUACUACAACAGGCACUGAAGGACAGCAAUGGUAAUUUGGAAUUGGCUGUGGCUUUUCUCACCGCAAAGAAUGCCAAAGUUCCCCAGCAAGAGGAGGCAACAUAUUAUCAAACAGCACUUCCUGGAAAUGACAGAUACAUCAGCGUAGGCAGCCAGGCAGACACGAAUGUGAUUGAUCUCACUGGAGAUGAUAAAGAUGAUCUUCAGAGGGCAAUUGCCUUGAGUUUGGAGGAAUCAAACAGGGCAUUCAGGGAGACUGGAAUAACAGAUGAGGAACAAGCCAUUAGCAGAGUUCUAGAAGCCAGUAUUGCAGAAAAUAAAGCAAGUUUAAAGAGGACGCAUCCAGAGGUGUGGAGUGACUCUCCAAACCCUUAUGAUCGAAAGCGGCAAGACAACUGUCCAGUAGGAUUAAAGAAUGUUGGCAACACAUGCUGGUUUAGUGCUGUCAUUCAGUCAUUAUUUAACCUACUGGAGUUUCGAAGACUAGUUUUGAAUUUCAAUGCUCCUGCAAAUGCUCAAGAUUUGCCCCGAAACCAAAAGGAACAUAGGAAUCUACCUUUCAUGCAUGAAUUGAGGUACCUGUUUGCACUUCUAGUUGGUUCAAAGAGAAAAUAUGUUGACCCAUCUAGAGCGGUUGAAAUCCUUAAAGAUGCUUUUAAAUCAAAUGAUUCCCAGCAGCAAGAUGUUAGUGAAUUUACACACAAAUUAUUAGAUUGGUUAGAAGAUGCCUUCCAGAUUAAAGCUGAAGAAGAGAGGGAUGGAGAAAAGCCAAAGAACCCAAUGGUGGAGUUGUUUUAUGGACGAUUUCUAGCAGUAGGUGUGCUUGAAGGUAAAAAAUUUGAAAACACAGAAAUGUUUGGCCAGUAUCCACUCCAGGUUAAUGGCUUUAAAGAUCUGCACGAGUGCCUAGAAGCUGCAAUGAUUGAAGGGGAAAUUGAAUCUCUCCAUUCAGAAAACUGUGCAAAGUCUGGUCAGGAGCAUUGGUUCACUGAACUUCCUCCUGUCUUAACCUUUGAGCUCUCAAGAUUUGAAUUUAAUCAAGCCUUGGGGAGACCAGAGAAGAUACACAACAAAUUAGAAUUUCCUCCAAUUUUAUAUCUGGACAGAUACAUGCACAAAAACAGAGAAAUAACAAGAAUUAAACGAGAUGAAAUCAAGAGACUUAGAGAAUACCUCACGGUUUUACAACAGAGAUUAGAACGAUAUUUAAGCUAUGGUUCUGGUCCUAAACGAUUCCCCUUGGUAGAUGUGCUGCAGUAUGCCUUGGAGUUUGCCUCCAGCAAGCCGGUUUGCACGUCUCCCGUUGACGAUCUCGAUGCCAGCGCCCCCUCUAGCGGCACACUGCCCGUGCAGACCACGCCAAGCACAAUAGAGCAGCAGGGGCCUUCAUCUUCAGAUGUUCCAAGCACAUCUCCUGUACAAAGAUCAGUAAUACAUAAACCAUUCACACAAUCACGAAUUCCUCCUGAUCUGCCAAUGCAUCCGGCACCAAGGCACAUCACUGAGGAAGAGCUUUCUGUUCUAGAAGGUUGUUUACAUCGUUGGAGAACUGAAGUAGAAAAUGACACUAGAGAUUUACAAGAAAGUAUAUCUAGAAUACAUCGGACAAUUGAAUUGAUGUACUCUGACAAAACAAUGGUCCAAGUUCCUUAUAGAUUACAUGCUGUGCUAGUUCAUGAAGGCCAAGCUAAUGCAGGACACUACUGGGCGUAUAUUUAUGACCACCACCAGAACAGAUGGAUGAAGUACAAUGAUAUUUCUGUGACAAAGUCAACGUGGGAAGAGUUGGAACGUGACUCUUUUGGUGGUUACAGGAAUGCCAGUGCAUAUUGUUUAAUGUAUAUCAAUGAUAAGGAACAAUACUUGAUGCAAGAGGAGUUUAACAAAGAAACAGGACAGAUGCUUGUUGGAAUGGACACACUGCCUUCUGAUUUGAGGGAUUAUGUCAAGGAAGACAAUAAACGUUUUGAAAAGGAACUUGAAGAAUGGGAUGCAGAACUUGCUCAGAAAGCACAGCAGGAAAAGUUACUCUCUCAGAUACCCAGGGCUCCAGCACCUUCCCCUGCUCCAGUUCAAGCAGGAGAACCAGAAUAUUUAGAGCAACCAUCAAGAACUGAUUUUUCAAAGCACUUAAAAGAAGAUUCGGUACAAGCAAUCAAUAAAGCUUUAGCUGAACAAGAGGAUAGAGGUCCAGAAGCUAUUAUGGAUACGAGCUCUGAUAAUACCCCAGCUCAACCAGCUCCUAACCAGCGAGUUGUAGAGGUGGCGAUUCCUGAUGUAGGGACUUUUGUGAUUGAGUCAGAGGAGGGGGGUUAUGACGAUGAGGUCAUGCUGACCCCGAACAUGCAAGGUAUUAUCAUGGCUAUAGAUAAAGCCAGGAAUGUUUAUGACAGGUGUGGGCCAGAAGCAGGGUUCUUUAAGGCUAUUAAAUUGGAAUACACACGACUACUAAAAUUAGCACAAGAAGAUCCACCACCUGAAUGUGAUUACCGUUUACGUCAUGCAAUUGUUUACUUCAUCCAAAACCAGGCACCAAAGAAGAUAAUUGAGAGAACAUUACUGGAACAGUUUGGAGAUCACAAUCUUAGCUUUGAUGAAAGGUGCCGUAACAUAAUGAAGGUUGCUCAAGCUAAACUUGAAAUGAUAAAGCCAGAUGAAGUAAACAUGGAGGAAUAUGAGAGAUGGCAUCAAGACUAUAGAAAUUUCAGGGAAACAACCAUGUUUCUCAUGGUAGGAUUGGAGUUUUUCCAAAAAAAGAGCUAUAUGGAAGCCUUGCUCUACCUUAUCUAUGCUUACCAGAAUAACAAAGAACUCUUGUCCAAAGGUCCGUACAGAGGGCAUGAUGAAGAGCUGAUAUCCCACUACAGACGCGAAUGUUUGCUAAAACUAAAUGAACAUGCUGCAGCACUGUUUGAAUCAGGAGAUGAUCAGGAAGUAAAUAAUGGCCUGAUCAUUAUGAAUGAGCUUAUUGUCCCAUGCUUGCCAUUACUACUGGUGGAUGAAAUGGAAGAAAAAGAUAUUGUUGCUGUGGAAGAUAUGAGAAACCGUUGGUGUUCCUAUCUUGGACAAGAAAUGGAACCUAACUUGCAAGAAAAGCUGACAGAUUUCCUGCCAAAACUGCUAGAUUGUUCUACAGAGAUUAAAGGUUUCAAUGACCCGCCAAAGUUACCUUCCUACUCCACACAUGAACUGUGUGAAAGAUACGCCCGAAUCAUGUUGUCACUCAGUCGAACUCCAGCCGAUGGAAGAUAAAUUCUGCAACCUUCCUAAGCACAUUAUAUAAACUUUUUUAGUUCUUAAACCUUGCCUUCCUGUCACAGGGUUUGCUUGUUGCUGCUAUAGUUUUUAACUUUUUUAUUUUAAUAACUGCAAAAGAGAAAUGACUGUACAAACUUUAGCCAGACUGCAAAGUUAAAGCUGAGAAUCGCAUGGGGCUCAGUUGUUUCAACCAGAAUUGAUGCAACAUUGCAAGUCUGAUUAUUAUGGCAAAACUGCUUUUUUGCCACUUAUCUGUUACAGUAUUAUUUUGCUUUUAUCUUAAGAUCCUUUACUUUAUCAACAGCUGUCUGGAUCAUUUUGUGACUGCAACUACUUUAAGUGUCCAGUGCUGUGUAAAUACAUGGUACUUGGUAGCUUGUAAAUGAAAUGAAAGAAUAAAAUUUUAUUUAUGGCUACUCCUGUGUUUGCAAGCAGAUACCUUGUAUAUUAAUGUAAAAUACGGGUAUUUUUAGAAGAGAUACAGUAUAUUGAUGGGCUACUCAAUUUAUAGACAAGGUUCUUCAGGAUAUUUGGCCAGUUUAGCUACAAGUAGUUUGAGAUUACUGUAUGUGAAUAUAUUGAAGAACUGUCACAGUAUUAUACACUAUGGCUUUUGUAUAUUCUUUUCUGGUAUGUAUUACACUGCACCUCAACACUUGUGUUUGUGUGGCCAUGGCAAGUCUAUUCUGAUGGCAGAGACUGGCUUCUGAAGCGAAAUAAUAAUGGCACCUUCCUUCUAUUCUUAGAAGAAACAUUUUUAAAAAAACAAAGCUAUUUUCAGUAGAAAAAUAUUAUACAGAAUCUCUCAGCAAGAUUUCUAGACACUUGAGUAAAGAAAAUGAGAGCUUUGAAAAAGUGGGCUUUGUAAAACUUAACGAGUUCAUGAAUUUUUUAAUUGUUAUUUUAGUCAUCUAAAUGAUGAGAAAUAAAACCUUCCACUAAUUCCUUACUUGAAAUGGGUUGCUGAGUUGCAACAAAAGAUCUUAGAAAUCUUAUAUCUGCCCUAAUUGAAUUUCUGAGAGAAGAUCUAUAGAGCUUGUUUUGUAGAACUGAAGUACUGUCUGAUUUUAAUGAAAAAACUUAUUUUGUGGAAAAAAAAAUUAUGCGUAUCUGUAGGUAAUCCUGUUACCUAACACCAUUUUGAUUCCUACUAUUUACAGAGAACGUUCUGUGUUAGAUCAGUAAAAUAUGUAAAUAUUUGUUUGUAUGUUUUUAUUGGAACGGCACUCAACUUUUUAUUAUGGACUUUCAAGUGGGAUGUUUUCUAAUUUCUAUUAAAGAAAUAGCACAGAAGGAGAGAAGGUCAGACCAACAAUAAACAUAAUGGACAUAAGUGUGGGCCUCUCACAUGCAAGAGGAGGCUGAGUUCAAUCUUAGCACGUAUCAGUCUUGAAAGUUUUUCACUUUUGAGAUGUAUGGGUUGUAAUAUACAGUAAAUAAAGUGUGGGCUUCAGUCCAGAAUUUGUUAAAGGGUAUUUUCCUCUUUUGUUUUCAAGUAUUACAGCCCGCCAUAUUUUGUCAAUCCAUACAUUUAAUUAACAAUAAAAAAAAAAUCAAACUCUCACAGCUGCAGUACUACUCAGCAGGAUUUUUGGGGUGUUUUGUUUUUUUCUGUCUGAAGUUACUGACAUGUGAAAUUUCACCUCAGGGAGGAAGAGCUAUGUAUUGUGAAAAGACUGAAGAUGCAUUUUAAAGGACUUUAUGUUUUGCAUCCGUUGCACGUUUCAUUUGAAAUUGAAUAAUAUACUUAAUUAACACUGUUUAUUUUUAAGUAAGGUUUUGAACAGAUUAAACUUUUUUGCUUCUUCAGUAAUGCUAAAAGCAAUUAGAAGUGAAAGAGGACUUUUAUUGCUAGCAGGUUUUGAAUACAAAUGUUUGUGAAAAACUUUAAAGGAAAGUUCCCCACUAGGCCUGCAGAUUCUCCCAUAUCAUCUGUGUAAUCUUCUGUGAAAAACAAGAGAAAAGACACUUUCUGAGGUAAAAAACAGGAAGAAAAAUUUGUACUUGGGAAGAAUAUCUAAGAUCUUUAAGUUACAAGGAAGCAAGCAAGGAGAAGAUUAUUUGUUCUUUUAGUUUCAGGGUUUUUUCACUUCCUUAAAAUACGAAAAUAGUUUGUAAGUUCAUGCUGUUGAAGAUAAAUCUGUAUUCAUUUGCAGUGACAUGAAUUUUGAGUAGAAUUGAGGUCUGUACAGUAGAGUAGUGUUUUUAAAAGAUAUUUUAACUUAUUUUAAAUAUCUUGUAUUAAUUUAAGCCUACAGCUAAAUUAUUAAGAUACUGUUUUUAAAAUGCUUGCUUUAUUUUUUGCAAUAAGAUAGCUGAUAGCUUGCAUUCAGUAUCCCAGCACGUAACCUACUCAGGUAUGUGUAGGUUCAGUUGGCUAACUAAUAAUCUGUGCCUGAAUUACCUAAGUAGGUAUUUUUUCUUCAGUGUAUGAAAUACGAGACUUCAUCAGGCCUUUUUAGUGUGUAAAUCAUAAAAGGAAUAAGAGAAUUUAACCCUAAGUCACUUACUAAAUCACCUGCACCAUGAACUAAAUGCAAGGAAUCUUUUUUUUAUUUCUUUCUUUCUUUUUCAGAUUUUGCUUCAUAAAACAAAGACUCUGAUGGCACUGCAGUCUUUCUCAGAUACAUGCCUAUUUUUUUUCCCACUCCUGUGUCAUAUUUGCAGGUGACUGAUGAUACUGUUGCACUUUCACUGAUGUUUUGGUCAGUAUGAGAUCUGACCAAAUGUUGUCACUAGUUAAAGCUGUCAUAGCGAUUCUAUUAGAUCCAGUCUAGCAGAAGACCAUGAGCAGCAGCAGAAUUAGUUUGAACAGAUUAAAAAGAUUGCAGUGAGUUAUACUUGACAGGAAUGGUCAUCUGGAAAUCUUGCUAAACAUUAGACAAGUAGAUUAGAACUUCAUUAUUGAGUUACCUUUGCUUUUUGGAAAAUCCCUACUUUAACUGGAGUGAAUGACUGAUACAGUGAACAGAUUUAUUCUAGAAAACAUGAAGUAUGAGAAUAUUUAAAGGCAUAUGCCUCAUGCUGCAGCAUGAGGGGGAAAAAAAGCUUGCUAAUGGCUGUGUUAUACCCAAAUAUCUUUCAGAUUAUUUUUAAUUUACCACCACAACAUGCAUGUGAAAAAUGUUGCUCCAGAAAAGUAACUGAUGUAAAAUAGAAACACAUGUGAAACAAUCUGAUAUUAUCUAAGAAAUGUAAAAGCCUAUGAAGAAGCACAGUAGUUGUGGUUUAUAUUCUUUAUUUUGUGUUAAGUUUCCUUUUCUCAAAAUCUGAAAAAUUUAAAUGUCUGUGAAAGGCUUUAUGUAAACACAAUUUAAGAAUGUUGAUAGAAAAGUGCACUACUCAAAUAUAUCAUAAAUCACCUCAUCUAUGCAGCAUUUUCCAACAUUAAUAUUUUUUAAACAUUCUGACUUUGUAUCUAGAAGGAUGCAAGAAAAAUGGGCAUCAGUCAUGGCAUUGAGAGGAAAGUGGUUGCGACUAUCCAUUACCGACUCUUGAUGAUUAAUAUAGAUUUAAAAAAAAACCCUCAUAUCCAAAGAGGUCUUUUAGCAAAAUGCAAUAGGUGGAAUUCAAAAGGGGAGUGAUUCCUUCCAAUGAAAUAGAAUUAUUUUCCAUGUGAUUGAUGUUCAAUUUUCAUUUAUGUAUUGUGUCCUUGAAGAUUUUAGGAAAUCCCAGACUUGAUGGAUAAGCUUUUAACUGAAAACAGUCUUAAUUCCUUAGGAGCUUCCUUCUCUGUAGGAGAAAAGCUAUCAGCAUUCGCUUAAUGGAGUGUCCAUCAGCAGAUCGUUUCUGCUUUGUUCAGCUCUUCUAUUUCAGUUUUGAUUCUUGAGAGAGCCAAGCCAAAAACCUUUGCAGCUUCUGCCAUUGCUACUGUACAUUUGCAUGCUCCAACUUUACUGUCACAUCCCUAAAAUCUUGGUCUUGGUUAGAAAAUUUUUUCUUCUCCAUGAAUUUCAAGUUUUCACAUUAAGUAGCAGGAAGAAAUUCACACUUGUAAGACACAGCUGCUUGAACCAGCACUUCCAAAGAACAUCUUGACCUGCUUUCUAGUGGUAAGGAGCACCCCAAAUUCCCUUACAGGCUAGGAAAAGACUUAUUUUAGAAUGGUGGUCACUGGUUGGAUUCAUCAUGAUUAUUAAGGAUAUGAUCACUGUUCCAUCUGUUCCUUCCUGUCUUAUUUGAAGUACUUCUCCAAUAAAGGUGUUUUGUCUCCA
Rhea pennata is the source of this 7625-nucleotide messenger RNA. RefSeq names its product ubiquitin specific peptidase 25 (gene USP25). Gene Ontology annotation, molecular function: cysteine-type deubiquitinase activity; SUMO binding. Gene Ontology annotation, biological process: protein deubiquitination; regulation of protein stability. The transcript has 26 exons. Gene Ontology annotation, cellular component: nucleus; cytosol. Bases 52 to 3405 code for a protein of 1117 amino acids. The record is from RefSeq and is a predicted model, not a curated record. NCBI's taxonomy places the organism in Eukaryota, Metazoa, Chordata, Aves, Rheiformes, Rheidae.